GGCCGUUCGUCCUCCCGAAAGGUGAAAGCAGUGUCUAUCGGUUUCUCGAGCGAUCCGUGAAACUUCAAAAUGAACGCCAUCCUCCGCGGCGGAGUGUACGGCCGCUGUUUGACGAGGUCCCUGCUCUCGUCUCAAUGUGUGCCUCUGAGGGCCUCUUCAUCGAUUCCAUCAGAGGCCUUCUUCGAGAAGCAGAAGGCUCUCAAAAGGCCCCUCAGUCCUCAUCUAAGCAUCUACAAGCCUCAAUUGACAACCGUGCUCUCCAUCUCGCAUCGUAUUAGCGGAAUUGGACUCACCGCGGUGGUUUACGGGAUGGCCAUCGGGGCCUUAGCUUCCAAAGGACAAUUUCCCGAAUGUAUAGCGGCCAUCCAAGCAGCGCAUGUCUCACAGGCAAUCAUCAUCCCCACGAAGUUUCUGACAUCCAGCGCCUUCUUCUUCCACUUCUACAAUGGGAUCCGACAUCUGUGCUGGGAUAUGGGCUUGGGCUUCACAAUCAAGGAGCUAUAUCUGACAGGCAAAAUCGUAGUGGUGCUUUCAGCUGUUUCAGCCGCGUACGCGACAUUUAUGCUGUGAGCUCAUUUGCUUAGUGAGUAGGGGGUCGAUAUGGGUUUCAUACGAAGACUGGGAGACGAAGCGCAGAUCUGUGUUAGAUAAUAAAUCGAAGAUUACCCGUGGAACGUGAA
Messenger RNA from Galendromus occidentalis (western predatory mite), 680 nucleotides. Its product is annotated as Succinate dehydrogenase, subunit C. Gene Ontology annotation, cellular component: membrane; respiratory chain complex II (succinate dehydrogenase). Gene Ontology annotation, biological process: mitochondrial electron transport, succinate to ubiquinone; tricarboxylic acid cycle. Gene Ontology annotation, molecular function: electron transfer activity. The record is from RefSeq and is a predicted model, not a curated record. Bases 70 to 570 code for a protein of 166 amino acids. The transcript has 3 exons. Lineage: Eukaryota; Metazoa; Arthropoda; Arachnida; Mesostigmata; Phytoseiidae.